AUGUAUGAUUCCAAUGAGAAAAAGAGUAAUAAAACAAAGAUGAGACAUAUCCAUAUGAUUAGAAAGAACUUUUAUGAAUUAAAUUGUGAACAAAAUGAUAGAAGGAAUAGACAUAUAAACUAUAUAUAUUAUAUAAAUAUGGAGACUACUAUAAUUGAAAUGUUAUUAGAUAAUAAUAUGGAAUCUUUUAAGAAUGCAGGGAAAUUAUUAUUUAUAAUAUUAUCUGGUAUAUCUCCUGCUACAUUAUAUUUUAAAAGAAUAUUAAACUUAAUACAUUUUUUUUUUCAUAAAGGUGGAAAACGUUUUUAUCAUAGUAAUAUACAUUUUGAUAUGAUAUUAUAUCUGAACAAUUAUAUGAAAUCAUAUAGUAUUAGUUGUUCAGUAUAUAUUUAUAAUUUAUUGUUAUGUAAUAAUAAUUAUAAGGAUUUUGAAAAUUAUAAAGAUAUAUAUAUACCUAAACAUUCAAUAGCUUCAUUUAUGGAUCAUUUUUAUUUUGUCGUUAAGGAUUUUUUAUUAAUCAUAAGAAAAUUUUUAAUUAAUUAUGAACAAGGAAAUAUAUCUAAUGAGGUAAAUUUGGAGGGGGAUUAUGAAGAAAAUGUUUAUGAUAGCAUAAUAUAUGGUGUUACAACGAAUAAUAAUAAUAAUGAAAAUAAUUAUGAUAAUAAUUAUGAUAAUAAUGAAAAUAAUUAUGAUAAUAAUGAAAAUAAUUAUGAUAAUAAUUAUGAUAAUAAUAAUUACAAUAAUAACAAUAUGAAUCCUAUAAAUGAUGACAAUAUGUACUAUCAUAUGAACAAUAUAAAUAUGAAUAAUUUUAAUAAUAUGUCAAACCAUCGUAAUAAUGAUAAUCCUUAUUCACAUAAUAAUCAUGAAAAUUUUGUUAGUAACAAUUCUAUUUUAUAUAACAACCAUUAUGAUGAUAACACAUUUAAUAAAUUCAAUAAAGGAAUGAAGAAAAUACAAAAUAAAAAUUUCGAUGAAAAAAUCAUGUGGUUUAAAGAAACAAGCGAAGAUAUGAUAAAAAACUUUUGUAAUAUAUUAUUUAAAAAUACAUUCCCUAGAAAUUUUGAAAAAAAAUUAAAAUAUUUAAUUUCUCAAUGUACAAGAAUAAAUAGAGCACUACAUAGUAUCUAUUUAGAUAUUUUCAUUUUAUGUAAUUUAAAAAAUGUAAUUAAAGUUUUAGUACUUAUAGACCAAUUAUUUUGUUCCAUAUUUCCUUAUUUCUAUUUUUAUGAACUCAAGUUGAAAAUCUUAUUGUUUUUUAUUCAUAAAAAUGAUAAUAAAAAGGAAAGCAAAAAAAAAAUUAAAAAAAAAAAAAAUAAUGAUAAGGAAGGCGCAAAAUUGAUGUAUCCAAAUGUAAAUAAUAAUAAAGAUUAUGUUAAUGAAGAUUAUGUUGGUAAAGAUUAUGUUGAUAAAGAUUAUGUUAAUGAAGAUCAUGUUAAUGAAGAUCAUGUUAAUGAAGAUUAUGUUAAUGAAGAUUAUGUUGAUAAUAAUUAUGUUACACACUUGUUAGAUCAUAACCUUGAUAUUACAUUAAAUUCUGCUUAUGAUUCUUCGAGAUAUAAUCGACCUGUGCAUCAUAUAAAUAAUGAAGAUAUCGAAAUGUCAUCACAUAUAAUAGAAAAUAAUAACAAAAUGAAUAUAUCAAAUAAUUCAUUAAUAAAUUAUUCCAAUGAACCGGUGAAUGAUGAAUUCGAUUGCCUUUAUAGUAGUGCAUCUAAUGAAAGUAUUAUUCCACUUCUUACCGAACAAGUAAAAAAUCAAAAGGAAGAAGAGGAAGAUGAUAAAAAUGUUUAUCUAGAUAAAUUUAUGAAUUUAUAUAUUAAUUGUACUGAAAAAAUUGCAACUAGUGUUCCUUCUAUUAGUGAUCUUUACGAUAAUAAAGCUCUUAAAAAUUUAACAUAUAAAAUGAGCAAUAAAAGAAAAAUUAUUGAUGAUCAAUUUAUAUUAGACUAUAUAAAAAAUUCUCAAAAUGCUAAUGAAAGAAAUAUUCAUAUUGAACAAGAUGAUAAAGGAAUUAUUAUAAAAAGGAAAGAUAUAUCUAUUGAUAAUAUAAGUGUUGAUGAAAAAAAGGAUGAUAUUAUUAUUACUAAAGAGAAACAACAUAAAAAAUAUUAUAAUCAACAUUUUAAUGAUCCAUUACAAAAUUCUGAACAUAAUCCAUUAUUUAGAAAAAACAAAAAACAAAAAACAAACACAAGUUCUUAUCCAAGUGGUGUAAUUCCUACUAUAAAUAAUAUUUAUGAAAAUACAUAUCAUGAUAUAAAAUAUAAUUUAAAAAUAAUUGUAAAUAUAUCUAAAUGUUUAAUGUUCGCAUCAUAUUAUGAUCCAAUAUAUAUCAAACUUUUCUAUUCUUACUUAUUACCUUGUAUUCCAUUUGAUAAAAGAAUAGAAAUAUUUUUGAUUUAUUCUUAUUCAAGUUAUAAAAUUUUUAAACCUUUCGUAUUCUUAAUAUUUUAUAAUAAUAAUAGUCCUUUGUAUAUUCGAAAUGUUUUUGUUAAAAUUUUUAAAAGAGAUAAAAUCAUUUUUCAAAAAUUUAAAUAUUCGUAUUUUAAUGGAAUACAUCUUAAAAACGUGCCCAAGAAAUACUUCAUCUUUCUUUUCCUUCUCUCUCCUUUUUUUUAUGACGAUAAAGUGGAAUGUCUCCUGUAUAUUUAUAACCUCUUUUACAAUUAUGAUAGAGACGUUAUAAAUGAUCAAGAAAAAGAUAUAAACUACAAACAUAUAUACCAAGAUGUAGUGUUACAUAAUGAUGAGGAAUACGAUGAAGAGAAAAGAAAUAUAAACAUUAUCAUAAUAAAAUUUAUUGAAAUAUUUAAAGAAAAAUUCAAUGUAGAUCUAUAUAAUUAUUUCGAUUUUUAUAGAAUAUAUUUUAUAUUAUUUGUGUCGUGUGUAGAUAUGAAAUAG
Molecule: messenger RNA, 2904 nt
Organism: Plasmodium reichenowi
Lineage: Eukaryota; Apicomplexa; Aconoidasida; Haemosporida; Plasmodiidae
Exons: 2
Coding region: 1-2904 (967 amino acids)
Source: RefSeq, a predicted model, not a curated record